AUGCGGAUCAAGUUUGCAUGCCUUUUGCGCAGAGAUAUCCGCAGCACAUGCUUCCCCAUGUGCCCUUCCAUGCUUCCCCAUGUGCCCUUCCAUGAUUACCCAUGUGCCCUUCCAUGCUUCCCCAUGUGCCCUUCCCUGCUUCCCCAUGUGCCCUUCCAUGCUUCCCCAUGUGCCCUACCAUGCUUCCCCAUGUGCCCUUCCAUGCUUCCCCAUGUGCCCUACCAUGCUUCCCCAUGUGCCCUUCCAUGCUUCCCCAUGUGCCCUUCCAUGCUUCCCCAUGUGCCCUUCCAUGCUUCCCCAUGUGCCCUUCCCUGCUGCCGCCCCUCCCCUUCCGUGCUUCCUCCCUUCCCCUUACCGCCUUCCCCCCAUUCCAUUCCCUGCUUACCCCCCUCCCCACCCCUGCUUUUCCCCCCACCCUUCCCUGCUUCCCCAUGUCCCCUUCCCUGCUUCCCCAUGUCCCCUUCCCUGCUUCCCCAUGUCCCCUUCCCUGCUUCCCCAUGUCCCCUUCCCUGCUUCCCCAUGUCCCCUUCCCUGCUUCCCCAUGUCCCCUUCCCUGCUUUUCCCCAUCCCCUUCCGUGCUUCCCCCCUUCCCCUUACCUGCUUCCCCCCCAAUCCAUUCCCUGCUUACCCCCCGUCCCUCCCGUGCUUUUCCCCCCACCCUUCCCGGCUUUGUGGGGUCCCCUUCCCUGCUUAGAGCCAAACCAUUCCCUGCUUCGCCCCAUCCCCUUCCCUGCUUCCCCUUGUCCCCUUCCCUGCUUUUCCCCAUCCCCUUCCGUGCUUCCCCCCUUCCCCUUACCUGCUUCCCCCCAUUCCAUUCCUUGCUUACCCCCCGUCCCUCCCGUGCUUUUCCCCCCACCCUUCCCGGCUUUGUGCGGUCCCCUUCCCUGCUUAGAGCCAAACCAUUCCCUGCUUCCCCCCAUCCCCUUCCCUGCUGCCCCUUGUCCCCUUCCCUGCUUUUCCCCAUCCCCUUCCGUGCUUCCCCCCUUCCCCUUACCUGCUUCCCCCCAUUCCAUUCCCUGCUUACCCCCCGCCCCUCCCGUGCUUUUCCCCCCACCCUUCCCGGCUUUGUGCGGUCCCCUUCCGUGCUUAGAGCCAAACCAUUCCCUGCUUCGCCCCAUCCCCUUCCCUGCUGCCCCUUGUCCCCUUCCCUGCUUUUCCCCAUCCCCUUCCGUGCUUCCCCCCUUCCCCUUACCUGCUUCCCCCCAUUCCCUUCCCUGCUUCCCCCCCUCCCCUUCCAUGCUUCCCCCUGUCCCGUCCCCUGCUUCCCGCUGUCCCGUCCCCUGCUACCCCCCACCCCCUUCCCUGCUUCCCCGCUUGGUGGUGUAG
Molecule: messenger RNA, 1326 nt
Organism: Closterium sp. NIES-65
Lineage: Eukaryota; Viridiplantae; Streptophyta; Zygnematophyceae; Desmidiales; Closteriaceae
Source: the annotation of a GenBank genome assembly